AUGCCCUCUCCAUCCCCCUCCAGCACCUCCUCCCUAUCCAACAUCCCAACCGCCCACGCGAGCUUCGAGCCCGUCCGCACCUCCGAAACCCGAACCCUAAGCCGGCCGCAAACCAACAUCGAGGUCUCGCGCAUCGAGACCCUCCGUCUAACGCACGAAUCCACCGUCGGGUCCAAGGCGCCUCAGACUCCCCGGGAUGAAUGGCUACCUAUGGGUGGGGGGAAAGAGUUUCCCCCGUCACUACCGGAUCCGGAUCGCUAUGUAGUCGAGUUUACGGGUGAGGGGGAUCCGAUGCAUCCGCAUAAUUGGCCGAUUGGGACGAAGAUCCUCCUAUCAGGCAUCCUAGCUUACGUGACGUUUACUGCGUCGUUCGCUAGCGCGAUAUUCUCUUCAACGGUUGGGGCAAUCAGUCUUCACUAUGGAAUCAGCACCGAGGUCGCGACGCUCGGUGUGACGUUAGUGGCUCUGACCGCGGUCUUUGUCGAAGGAUGGGUCUUUCUGGCCUUGACGCUACUGGGGAUCCGCCAGUGGUUGGCCCGCGCGCUGCCUGCGUCGAUCAAGCUGGCAACCGGAACGGGCAUUGGGCUGUAUCUUACGUUGAUUGGACUGACCUACAGUGCGGGAAUCGGGUUGGUAACAGGCGCCACGGACUCGCCUAUUGAACUGGCAGGCUGUGUGGAUAGUCUCCGCGAUGCGACGACCGGCCUCUGUCCGUCGGACGCAAAGAUGCGCAAUCCGACCAUGUGGAUCGGGAUAUUCUGUGGUGGAGUCCUGACAGCUCUGCUGAUGCUUUAUCGGGUGAAAGGCGCCGUCAUUAUAGGAAUCCUGCUGGUGUCCAUCAUCUCGUGGCCGCGACCGACCCCUGUGACGUAUUUCCCGCACACUGAACUGGGUAACAGCAUGUUUGACUUCUUCAAGCAAGUCGUUACCUUCCACCCGAUCAAGCAUACGCUGGUCGCACAGGACUGGGAUAUCACGGGGCACGGAUCGCAGUUUGGGCUGGCCUUCAUUACCUUCCUGUAUGUGGAUAUCCUCGAUACCACCGGCACGCUAUACUCCAUGGCGCGAUUUGCCGGGACGGUUGAUCCUCGCACGCAGGAUUUCGAAGGCAGUGCUCUGGCCUACAUGGUGGACGCCAUUUCCGUCUCGAUCGGAUCCCUCUUCGGCACGUCUCCUGUCACGGCAUUUGUCGAAAGUGGCGCCGGAAUCUCCGAAGGCGGUAAGACCGGGCUCACCUCCUGCAUGACGGGCAUCUGCUUCUUCAUUGCCGUAUUCUUCGCCCCGAUCUUCGCCUCCAUUCCCCCUUGGGCCACUGGCUGCACUCUGGUGAUCGUGGGAGCAUUGAUGGUUAAGGCGGCGGCCGAGAUCAACUGGCGAUACCUUGGCGACGCGGUGCCCGCCUUCCUGACCAUUGCCAUCAUGCCGUUCACCUACAGCAUCGCUUACGGGUUGAUCGCGGGUAUUUUGAGCUACAUCACGCUGAACGGCAUCAUCUGGGCGAUCGAGAAAUUGACGGGGGGACGGAUCGUGCCCCCCAAUAAGGAUGAAAAGGAACCCUGGUCGUGGAGGAUUCCGGGCGGAUUCUUCCCGCCCUGGCUGCGGCGCGCCGUUCGGGGAAAGAAGGACUUCUGGCGGGAGGACGAAAGGGAUCGCAGCGUGAUGGAUGGGGGAUCGGUGGAGUCACAGGAUCGACCGGAAAAGCAAGACGUGGCGGCCGCGAGCAAGGAUAUGUAG
This is a messenger RNA of Aspergillus niger, 1734 nucleotides long. RefSeq lists its product as uncharacterized. The transcript has 5 exons. Gene Ontology annotation, cellular component: plasma membrane. Gene Ontology annotation, molecular function: purine nucleobase transmembrane transporter activity. The record is from RefSeq and is a predicted model, not a curated record. NCBI's taxonomy places the organism in Eukaryota, Fungi, Ascomycota, Eurotiomycetes, Eurotiales, Aspergillaceae. Gene Ontology annotation, biological process: transmembrane transport. Bases 1 to 1734 code for a protein of 577 amino acids.